Phaeodactylum tricornutum CCAP 1055/1 is the source of this 2385-nucleotide messenger RNA. RefSeq lists its product with no specific name. The coding region runs from base 1 to 2385 and encodes 794 amino acids. The record is from RefSeq and is a predicted model, not a curated record. NCBI's taxonomy places the organism in Eukaryota, Bacillariophyta, Bacillariophyceae, Surirellales, Neidiaceae. The transcript has 3 exons.
AUGACCGACCCCGCCUCCCAUUUUCUAUCGCCAGACGUAGACUACCUCACAAUCAUGGUGGCUCCACAAUUUGCAAAUCAACGAACUUUUGCUGCCAGUUGGCGAAGAAGCAGCAAAAGAAGGGACACGACGAAGUUAAGUGUCUUGCGUAUUUUAGGACUUACGGCUGUGAGCUUUGUUGCUACUAAGAUACCUGUUUCGUUUUUCUCGUUCGAGAGCGAACGGGGCCUCGUGGAGCUCACUGUCGAUCCGCAACUGGUAACAGAGUUAGCGUCCUCAAUAGCGUCAUAUGAGUCUCCUCCGGUACCUCGGGAAACUCCUUGGACUGUAUUUUAUAACGUCUACCUGCCUCGUACGAACCUCACUCACGCCUUGACAAUCGUUGAGGAGCAACUGGAACAGGUCAGCAGCUCGUACGGCGCAACUAAGCCAGGAUACGCGCCAACACCGGUGCACUUCAACACCAUCGGAGAUCCGAUCGGGGCAAAAAAAGUGCAGCUCUACUGCGCAACUAAGACAAAUCUUCAUUGCGUACAUAUGCAGCACUAUGAUGACGGUAAUUUUGAAGAUGUUACCCUGACUAGAUUGUUUGAGUUCUGCAGCAACAACGGGAUGGACCUUCCCAAGUUCCAUCCCGAUGAUGAACGUCGUGAUCCUACAGUUGUCUAUCUACAUUCCAAGGGGACAUAUCAUUCCAGUGAAAUGAACGAUCACUGGAGACGUUUUAUGACAAACGCCGCAAUGGGGGAAGGAUGCUUGAAUUUCAAGGGGCGACACAACGCAAGGACCAACGGUGACUCGCAAAUAAAUCUCGACUCUACAGAUAUUACACAAUGCAACGCAUGCGGUUUUAUGUUCUAUCCUAUAUGGACUCCGUUCUUUCCGGGAAAUAUUUGGUCCGCCAAGUGUAGUUACAUCCGAAAGCUAAUGCAUCCACAAGUCUUCAAGAAUCAAUCUGACUCAACGGCUAACAAAGCCGUAGCUCUCAUGAGAGAAGGCCGCUUCACGAUGAAUCUGCUAUCGCCGUACUUUGAGGAAGGAGGAUAUUUGGGACGUGAGCGAUUCGCAGAUGAGCACUGGGUAGGGAGUCAUCCGUCGCUAGUGCCUUGCGAUGUGGCUCCUCGACCCCAUUUGAUGAAAUGGAUCCAUCCAAAAUAUCUGAACAGGAGUAGAACACAACUUUUUGACACUCAACCUCUCGAGUGGUCAUUAGCUCCACGUCAUCCCAUCAACGAAGACUGGUUGUUCUUUCAGGGAAUUCAGAAAAAGUACAAGCUGGUAGCUGAUCGUAACUGGCGUCAUCGAGAAUUUUUCUUGUUACCGGGAGCGCUUUGGAAAUGGAUCACCUGGUACAACGCGGUACCACCGGCUUCUUCGUACGUAUGGAGCUGGUUUCCGGAGGGCUUGGAGUGGUUGGGACGAGUGCAGACAUUAGGGACACAAGAGAAAUUGGGCGAGCCAAAUUUCCCUCGAGUAGUGCACCAGCGCCUACAAUCGAUAGGCGCACGAUCCCCUGGAGCCACAGUCUUUUUCAACACUGUCGGAGAAAUGGGUGUAAGAGAUGUUGCCGAGAUCUUAUUUUUCUGUAGGGAAACGUAUCAAUUGAACUGUGUGCAUAUGGAGCAUUUGGAUGCUGGGAUGGAACUUGUCACUUGGGGUCGAGUACAUGACUUUUGCCAAAUCCACAACUCGUCUCGAGUGGGAUUCGUUCACGCAAUAGGAUCUACCGCCGAUCCAAACCAGGCUCGUCGUGAGCAGCUGCAUCUUUUUGAGACCGAGGCAGUAGCAAGUGAUCAAUGCUGGACAAAACAUCUGGGUUGUGACACUUGCUCGUUGACAUCAACAGUAAAUACCGAAUUUGAGAACGCUCCAAAGACAUUCAAUGCAGGUGACAUUCGAGGAAACAGCUCCUCCCAAAGAACAAAGAAUGAUUUUGACAGUCAACAGAAGAAAUUGAUGCUUACGGCAAUUCCUUCUACAUGGACAGCAAGUUGUGCUUACAUUCUCAACAUAGGUUCUCCCAGCGAUUUCGCCGCGAGAUUUUCACAAAAACAUUGGGAAGUCCGUGGAACAUACGGUGGACGUUGGAUUAUGAAGUAUCAUCGAGUAGGAAAUUGCGAUGUUAACGUUCUUUUCGUCGCCGCUCCGGUGCAGAAAUUGGGGAGGGGAACAUUUCAACACGGUCACUAUCGGCAUGUCACCAUUCGGAUUUCUUGUUCGGGCAUGGUGAAACUCUACUUUGUGGCAGAGCGGAAACCAUCCUAUCUCAAGGAAUCGCAGGGUGGCAUCAUUGCCUUUCCUCACAAUGACCUACGAGCUCAAAAAAUGAAAAAAGUAAUCCAUGGGGCAUCAGAAUCGAGGUUGGCGGACAAGGGCGAAGAAUAA